UGUCCAGUCCCACAGGCUCUCCUCGUCUCUCUUCUCUCUCUCUCUCUCAUAUGGCAAGAAUGUCAGAUCCUCUUAUUGUUGGUAGAGUGAUUGGGGAUGUUGUUGAUUCUUUCUGCUCUACUGUUAAAAUGACUGUCACUUACAACUCCAACAAGCAAGUCUACAACGGACAUGAGCUAUUUCCUUCCUCGGUAACCAUUAAACCGAAGAUUGAAGUUGAAGGGGGUGAUAUGAGAUCCUUCUUUACACUGAUUAUGACAGACCCUGAUGUUCCCGGCCCCAGCGACCCAUACCUGAGGGAGCACUUGCACUGGAUAGUCACAGAUAUCCCAGGCACCACUGAUUCCACAUUUGGAAGGGAGAUAGUGAACUAUGAAAUGCCAAGGCCAAAUAUAGGGAUCCACAGGUUUGUAUUUCUUCUUUUUAAGCAGAAACGCCGACAAACAGUCAACCCACCUUCUUCCAGGGACCGUUUCAGUACUCGAAAUUUUGCAGAAGAAAACGAGCUUGGUCCUCCUGUAGCUGCUGUAUUCUUCAAUGCCCAAAGGGAAACAGCUGCAAGAAAACGUUAAAAAUCUAGUAAAGAAACAGACCCGAGUCCCAGAGGUCAAC
Molecule: messenger RNA, 612 nt
Organism: Vitis vinifera (wine grape)
Lineage: Eukaryota; Viridiplantae; Streptophyta; Magnoliopsida; Vitales; Vitaceae
Gene: TFL1A
Product: TFL1A protein
Biological process (GO): negative regulation of flower development; vegetative to reproductive phase transition of meristem
Cellular component (GO): cytoplasm; nucleus
Source: RefSeq, marked provisional